AUGUCGAUAGGAUCGGAGUCUCCUUCCAGCACACAACUUCUCUCCUCUUCUCACUCCUCACUCAAUAGCAAGAAAUCGUCAUCCGAGAUCUCCAAAAUCUACAAGCAUGCAUCCCAACUAUUUCUCACCCGGAGACUGGUCGAAGCAUAUGAAGCCCUGAAACCGGUGGUCACACCUCCGGCAAAGGCGAGACCCGAUAAUAGCCCGGCGCAGGCACCGAUUGCAACAGCGACAACGAGCCAACGGAUCAAGAUUUGGAGUCUAUAUGUCACCCUAUUAAACUCGAUCAUUGAUCUCGGAAGCGAGGAGGGUAAGGAGCAGUUUGGAGCCAGAGUAUACAAUGACAUUGUACGAAGAAUUCAGAGCGGAGAUAUUUGGGAGCAGGUUGUGAGAGAUGGAUACCAGGGCCGCGAAGGCUCCGUCGACGCGGAGGUGAUUUACAAUCUGUCGAAUUUGCUCCUUGGACAAGCACCGGAUCAGCACAUCAACCAAGCCAGGCUGGAAACCUACCUGUCGUCAUCCUCACAUCCUGACCUUGACCUUUCGGCCCAUCUGAAUAAUCGCUCGACCAAUGGUAGACAAACAGGACUAGAUGGCACGAAUACACCGAAAGACUUGACCUCUCGCAUCAAGAUCAUUGAAAUCUUCACCCUACAUGUCCUCCCACGGAAUGGAGAAUGGGACUAUGCGAGAAGCUUUCUUGGCAAUAGCGAUAUCCUAGAUGAGGAACGGAGAGAGGCAUUUCUGCAGACUUUGCAAGAGCUUCAGGAUGUCUCGGAAAAAGAAAAGCUUGGACAGUUCGAGGCAGAUGUUUUCGAGGAUUCCGAAGAAGGGGUGCCCUCGUUUACAGCUUCGGCCACCGGACAGAAUGACGACGGUGCCGAGUCUCCGUCGCAGUUUAAAACCACAUCUAGGCAUCAGAGGACAAGCAGCGAGGUUGACUACGGCAUCGAAAAGGAGCAUCCUAAUGGUGCACAGGUGGUUCCGCAACAAGCCAGCGCCACAACGACCGAGGAAAACACACCAAGCAGACCUCUUACCAGUCUUCCCCCCCAACCCAUGUCUUCAACCGCAGGGCUACGCUCUCCUCCGGUGCCGUCUUCCAGAGAUCACAAUCAACUCUCUCCUCCUGCACAAACGCCGCGUCGGCCUAUCCGCAAAUCGAAGGCAUCAAAUCAAACUUCUAUUCUGGCGCAAGCUCGACAGUUAUUACUAGCACUUUCCAACUUGGCCCGCAAUAUGGCAGGAGCUAUUUCUCAGAACCCCGCCACGUUGUUGCGGUUCUUGCUGUUCGUACUAGCAUUCAUUAUGGCAUUUAGCCAGAGACAGGUCCGCGAGAAGGCGAGGAGGUUGGUCGAGUCAGGCUGGCAGAAAGUCAGAGGCACGGUCGGGAUGGGCGUCAAAGUUAGCUAUAUCUGA
Messenger RNA from Capronia epimyces CBS 606.96, 1419 nucleotides. RefSeq lists its product as uncharacterized. The record is from RefSeq and is a predicted model, not a curated record. Lineage: Eukaryota; Fungi; Ascomycota; Eurotiomycetes; Chaetothyriales; Herpotrichiellaceae. The transcript is spliced from 2 exons. The coding region runs from base 1 to 1419 and encodes 472 amino acids.